AUUACCCUGUACUGGUUGAGUGCAUACUGAACUCCUUUUGCGUACUCUCUCAGUCACACGUAAACACUUGUUGUACUGCGUCAUGUCAGCAAAGAUAAUCUUUCUUCUCCUCGGAAGCUUGUGUUGUUUGGCACAAGGACAAUCAGACGCAGAUCCCUGGAAGAAGAUAAGCCUGUGGCCGGUUUGUUUCGAGGGCAGGAACGAUCGCUAUGGGUUCUUCAACUAUCUUGGGGGUGUCCCAAGACUUGUGGCAGGGAUAAAGCUCGUCCACAAAUCAGGAACGAUCAGGUGUAAGACGGAUGUGUCGAAAAACAGCAAAUGGGGCUGCUAUCGCCACUCGGAGUUCAAGGAUUACCGUCUGAACGUGGUGGUAACCGAUAGCAACAACAACGUCAUCUUCCCAAGACCAGAGUACAUCAAGCACACCUCUGGACUGUGGUACUGGUUGCCAGGUGUGGAUGAGAAUCACUCCAACGAGCUUGUGUUCACAGACUUUGCGCACCCUUUCUACCUCCCCCACAGUACUGAGUUGCGCGUAUGGUACGGGGAAGAUCUCAAGAAUUGGAACGAGAGGGAUAAUCAAGGAAAAGUGUGUGUCGAUGUAUUUGCGCACUAUAUGUGAUAAACCACGUCUAUGCGAAAAUAAAACAAUAAGGGAAUAUAAA
Molecule: messenger RNA, 665 nt
Organism: Nematostella vectensis (starlet sea anemone)
Lineage: Eukaryota; Metazoa; Cnidaria; Anthozoa; Actiniaria; Edwardsiidae
Exons: 4
Coding region: 83-622 (179 amino acids)
Source: RefSeq, a predicted model, not a curated record